This is a messenger RNA of Durio zibethinus, 1750 nucleotides long. RefSeq names its product sugar transporter ERD6-like 15. The record is from RefSeq and is a predicted model, not a curated record. Lineage: Eukaryota; Viridiplantae; Streptophyta; Magnoliopsida; Malvales; Malvaceae. Gene Ontology annotation, cellular component: membrane. Gene Ontology annotation, molecular function: sugar transmembrane transporter activity. Gene Ontology annotation, biological process: carbohydrate transport; transmembrane transport.
UUCUUACAAGCAGUUAAAGAUGCUUGAAACGAGAUGCCAUCCGAUCAUUUACAUGGUUUAACUUCCAAGCUGACCGACGAACAAUCUAUGGCGGAGCAAAGAAGGGCAGUAACUGAAACCUUGCUUCUCAGAUCAUUUUUAAGCAAUGAAAAUAAUGGUGCUCUGACUGCUGCAGCUUCAGAAGUCACCACCACUCUUGUUCUCAGUGCCUUUGUGACAGCUUGCAUGGCAUUUGGUUUGGGAAAUCUUAUGGGUUAUUCUUCACCUACGCAGUCUGGAAUUAUGGAAGACAUGGAUCUUUCUCUAAAAGAGUUUUCCCUUUUUGGUUCAACACUAACAGUUGGAGCAAUGCUAGGUGCAGCAAUAGGUGGGAAGGUAACAGAUCUCCUUGGUCGUAAAGGGACUAUGUGGAUUUUGAAUGUACUCUACAUUGGUGGCUGGUUUGCCAUAGCAUUCGCUAAGGUUCCUUGGUUGCUGGACCUUGGAAGACUGUCAUUGGGAUCUGUAAGCGGGAUAACUGGUUUUUUGAUGCCACUAUACAUUGCAGAAAUAACACCCAAGGAUCUCAGGGGAAGAAUUUCCGCCAUAGUACCGUUGAUGGUCUGUUGGGGCUUGUCAUUCAUAUAUCUGGUUGGUUCCUUUGUCAAUUGGCGCACCUUGGCUCUAAUAGCAACUAUUCCUGGUCUACUGCAACUUCCACUCCUCUACUUCGUUCCAGAAUCUCCUCGAUGGCUGGCAAAAGUUGGUCGAGAAAAAGAGGUCGAAGAUGUCCUAUUGUGCCUCAGAGGAGAGAAAGUUGAUAUUUCUGAAGAAGCAACUGAAAUCAAAGAUUACACUGAAUCUCUUCGAAGUGUGUCAAAAGGUAGCACUUUAGAUGUAUUUCAGAGGACAUAUGCUCGUCCCUUGCUUAUAAUGGCUGGACUAAUGGCACUGCAGAGUUUGGGAGGGAUUGGUGCAUUUGCAUUUUAUUCUGGUGCUAUAAUUCAAUCUGCUGGUAUAUCAAGCUUGAUUGGACUCAUUACACUGGCUGCUGUUCAGACAUUACUAGGCCUUUUGGGUGUGAUGUUACUUGAUAAAGCUGGAAGACGGCCACUUCUACUGGUUUCUUUUGCUGGAUUAUGCUUUGGCAGCUUCCUCACAGGAUUGUCAUUCUUCUUAAAGGACUUUAACUGGUGGGAUGAUGGUACUCCCAUUUUGGCACUCAUUGGCUUACUGAUGUAUAUGGGAUCAAGUGUGUUAGGCGCAGGAAUACCAUGGCUUUUGAUAGCAGAGGUGUUUCCUGUAAAUGUGAAGGGUUCAGCUGGAAGCAUCUGUAAUUUGAUCAACAAUGUUUUUGCUUGGGUUAUUUCAUACUACUUCAACUUCCUAAUUCAAUGGAGCUCAGCAGGGGUGUUCUUCAUAUUUUCAGCCUUUUGUGCUGCAAAUUACAUCCUGGUCGCAAAAUUUAUACCAGAAACUAAAGGGAAAAAGCUGGAAGAAAUACAGGAAUCAGUAACUCAUUCUCUGCAAUGAGGGAAAUUUUACUAAGUAAUUGCACAUAAUGUAUUCUAAUAAUGAGUCAGGAUCCCCUGUAUGCUUCUGCAAUUCUAAUAAUGAGUUAUUAUUUACCAGCAUUGUUUAUUCAUUUCUUUUGAUUCCAUGUAUCUCAUCAAAUGUUACAUCAUUAAAAUCAUGGAUUGAAAAUGUGAAAUGGAUUAAACAAGAACAGAAAAUAAAAAUGAGUGUGCUUUACUCAUACCACAUUUUCAAG